Molecule: messenger RNA, 1521 nt
Organism: Adineta steineri
Lineage: Eukaryota; Metazoa; Rotifera; Eurotatoria; Adinetida; Adinetidae
Source: the annotation of a GenBank genome assembly
AUGUAUUUUGAAUCAUUACCAAAUGAAAUUUUACUUUAUUUAUUCGAAUAUCUUUAUAGCACUGAUAUACUUCGUGCGUUUUUUGGACUUAAUACUCGUAUAAAGUCUCUUAUUUAUAAACAAUAUUCAUUCCAUUCGUUUAACUUUUCAAAUAAACAAAAGAAUGAAUUCAACGAAAUAUGUCAAUAUCAUAUUCCACAUCUUAUUAAUCGUAUUUAUGCUCUGAAAAUUAAUGAACAUUUUUUUACUUAUAUUUCAUCAUUUGAUCAAUUUACUCAAUUACGAUUCUUAAAAGUAUCGCGUGUACCUUCACCUAAAACAUUAACAAAAAUUAUGGAAGAAUUACCACAUUUAUUGAAUCUUACACAUUUAACUAUUCGUUGUGUUAUUACACGACAAGUAUUCAUUGAUUUUUCAUUGAUUAUUGAUACAAUUUGGAAUUUACCAAAACUUCGUUAUUGUUCUUUAACUAUUUAUAGUCCAGGGAUUAAUAGAUUAUAUAUGCCAACAAAAAUAUCAUCAACUCUUGAGUCACUCAAACUAACUGGAUAUCCUAUUCCUUUUAAUCAAAUAGAACAAUUCAUGAAAUAUACUCCUCAUUUAAAAUAUUUGUCAAGCGUUAUUGUUAUUCUUGAUAAUAAGAUUAAUUCUGACUAUGUUUUACUUUCUCUUUCGACAUUAAUCAGUUUAAAUAUUGGUAUAUGUCGCCGAUGUAACUUAUCAACGAUGGAUUUAUUAUUGAAAAACUUAUCAAAUCUUCAACAUUUAACUAUUAGAUUAUUUGACAAUAUCAUUGAUGGUUAUAAAUGGGAGCAAUUUAUUCGUAAUUAUCUUUCUAAAUUGAAGAGUUUUAAAAUUGAUAUGAGUUAUAAAAUUGAUCGUAAUCGAAAUAUUGAAGAAUAUAUGAAUCAAUUAUUGAAUUCAUUUCAAAAAACAAUCGAUGAAACCUUUUUUGAUCAAUCAUUACCAUUAGAUAUUUGUUUACCAAAUAUUAGAUCUAUUACUAUUCAAUUUCCACUUCCUGAUCAAUUUUGGUCUAUUAUUCCUAAUCUUAAUCAUUUAAAUACAUUAAAUAUCAUAUUAUUUACUGAUAUAUAUCAAUCAGAAUUACAAAAUAUAUUAAAUCAAACAACUCAUUUGUGUUCUUUACAUAUUAAACAAGAUCCAUCAUUACGAUCACCUCAAUUAUCAUUCUUUAAAUGUACAAAUUCAUCAAUUCCUAUUCUUGAUUUUAUUGAAUUGAAUUAUUCUUUGGAUGAGAUAGAAUGUUUAUUAUUUUCUCGUUCAUCAUUAGCUAAUCGAUGCGAAACAUGUUCUAUUAAUGUUCAAAAUCGUCAUUGUAUUGUUAUUCUUAUGAAAAAUAUGCCGAAUCUUCAGACGUUAAAUGUUCGUUGUGAAGAGGAAGUCUCCAUCACUGAAAACAUCCAAAUUAUACAAUGGUUAAACGAUAAUUUACCAUCAAUAUAUUUGAUUACCAAAGAUUCUGAUUCUUCUGAUACUAUUCGAAUACGGAUUCAAUAA